Molecule: messenger RNA, 2677 nt
Organism: Opisthocomus hoazin
Lineage: Eukaryota; Metazoa; Chordata; Aves; Opisthocomiformes; Opisthocomidae
Source: RefSeq, a predicted model, not a curated record
AUGCAGGAAAAACUGCUGAUCUGUCUGUUCCUGACUAAUUUGAACCAGACCCCCAGGGAAUGGGAGCACAUUCCCACCUGGAAUUCAGAUUCUGUGUUGAAUGUGGCUGAAAUUAAAGAUCUAGUAACAGCUAGCGGCGCUCCGGUAUCCUGCAAUGCAAUGCACUCCGUGGGAGCUGAGGCGUUGUACAGACCCCAGACACAGAGCCCAGAGGUGUCCCCCGUGCCCGUCUCCCUCACGCCCUGCCCCUGCGCCACGUGGGCUCGGGAAGGAGCAGGCGCAGCAUGGCCAACAGCGUCUGUCGUGGUGUGCGCCGCUGCUGGGACAGCCAGGCAGUGGGCGCUGCGCCUGGCGGGGAGACUCCAGGGUUGUUUCACCCAGGAAACUAAUGUCACGCCCGCAGCAAACGGUGAUGCUGCGGAGACGUCAUGUCUUGUCAGGACAAGGGUGUGUGAGGAUAUGGGAUUCCAGCUUCAGAAUAACCAGAUAGAAGAAAUCUUUCCAGAAGAGCUUGCUCGUCUUUACAGACUGGAAACUCUCAAUUUGCAGAACAACAGGCUAACUUCAAAAGGGUUACCAGAGGAAGCAUUUGAGCAUCUGGAGAACCUGAAUUACCUGUACCUGGCAAACAAUAAGCUAACAGUGGCGCCAAAAUUCCUACCGAAUACCUUGAUCAGUGCAGAUUUUGCAGCCAAUUAUCUCACUAAGAUAUAUGGGCUCACCUUUGGACAGAAACCAAACUUGAGAUCUGUGUAUCUUCAUAACAACAAACUUUCAGAUGCUGGGUUACCUGACAGUAUGUUCAAUGGCUCUGAUAAUGUGGAGAUACUCAUCAUGUCCAGCAAUUUCUUGAAGUAUGUUCCAAAGAAUCUACCUCCAGCACUGUAUAAAUUACACUUAAAGAACAACAAGCUAGAGAAGAUUCCCAAAGGAGCCUUCAGUGAACUUACAGGACUGCGGGAGCUGUACUUACAGAAUAACUACUUGACUAAUGAAGGAAUGGACAAUGAAACUUUCUGGAAAUUGUCUAGUCUUGAAUAUCUGGAUUUGUCCAGCAAUAACCUCUCACAAAUCCCAAGUGGUUUACCUCGAAACAUCGUCCUCCUCCACCUGGAGAAGAAUGCAAUUAAGGUGAUUGGCAGAGAUGUCUUGACGCAAAUUAAGAACCUGGAGUACCUUCUUCUCCACAAUAACAAGUUAAAAGCCCGAGGUAUUCAUCCGUUAGCCUUCCAUGGCUUAAAGAAACUUCACACUGUCCACCUGUACAACAACAUGCUGGAAAGGAUUCCCAGUGGGCUGCCCCGUCGAGUGAAAACACUUAUGAUCCUUCAUAACCAGAUCUCUGAGAUUAACAGGAAUGACUUUGCUACCACUUACUUCCUUGAAGAACUGAAUCUGAGCUACAAUAAACUCAAAAGUCCCCAGAUCCAUCGGGAGGCCUUCCGUAAACUGAGGCAACUGAAGUCCUUGGAUCUUUCUGGAAACAAUCUCCACACAAUGCCCUUUGGCUUUCCAAAGAACUUGCAGAUUCUGAAGCUGAAGGAGAACGAGAUAAGCAUCAUCCCAAAAGGGACUUUGUCUGGGAUGACAAAGCUGCGGGAACUGUAUUUGAGCAACAAUAAACUGAAAGUAAAUUCCAUUUAUUCAAGAGCGUGGAGAGAACUCAGCAGUCUCCAGUCACUAGACAUGGCUGGCAACCAGCUGACUUCUAUCCCAUCAGGCCUGCCAGAAUCUCUAGAAUAUCUGUAUCUUCAGAACAACAAGAUCACAACGGUUUCAGAGAAUGCUUUUGAAUCCACACCCAAAAUAAAGGGGAUUUAUCUCAGGUUUAAUAAGAUUGCAGUUGGAGCACUGAAGGAAAGUACCUUCCAAAACCUAAAGCACUUACAGGUACUGGAUAUUGAAGGGAACCUUGAAUUCAGCAACAGUUCAAAGAAUAAGGAUGACUCAGAAGAGGAAAUGGAGGAAGAGGAAGAGGAAGAAGAACUGAGAUAAAAUGUGAACUUGCGCAAGCACAUCAGUGGGAGGAAAGCAUAUGGAAAAUUACGUAUAUGUCUGUGUGUAUAUAUAUCUAUAUAGAUAUACAGAGAACACUUAGCAAAACGUGCAAUGAAUUACACAGAAACUGUCAGGGCACUGGGCCAGGCUUAUGGAAUACAGUGUGUUACAGUACCUUAUUCAAGGAGAGACCCUGAAUGCCUUUCCAAAGCUUCCAAAUCAUCUUAUACAAGACCAAGGAUCAUAAGGGAUUGCUCUGAAACUCACAAAAGCUGGCUUUUGUUUCUUCUGUUUCUCUUCCUUCACUGUUUCCAUCUGUAAUAACAAUAUGGGACUGUUUUGAACACAUGCCUUCAAAUGCUGUUUUUAUCACUGCAUUUUAAGUGAACCAUGUAUAUGCUGCUUUUCCUCCACUCCAAAGAAUCUGUUGUUGAUCAGGCAAGAUGGAUAUUUGCAGUAGUUUCAUGUGUGGAGCAGUAUCUGAGGCAUUUUGGUCAUCAAGCAGCAGUAAUAAUUCUGGAUGCAACUAUUCCUCUGUUAUAACAAUGUGUAUAUUUGGAUGAGAAAAAUAAAGUAAGGCUGGAUCCCAUAAUAUUUUACCUCUACUGCCAAAGCCUGCAGUAUAUGCCUGUUUCAGAAAGGUUUUAAGAUAAAACAAUUACUCUUGUGAAUAUAUAUA